Molecule: messenger RNA, 1153 nt
Organism: Momordica charantia (bitter melon)
Lineage: Eukaryota; Viridiplantae; Streptophyta; Magnoliopsida; Cucurbitales; Cucurbitaceae
Product: RNA-binding (RRM/RBD/RNP motifs) family protein
Molecular function (GO): RNA binding
Source: RefSeq, a predicted model, not a curated record
UUGGCUGAGUGACUUCGCCGUCGUUUCUCUUUCUUUUAUCGUUUGGUUUUCCUUCUGUUUUCUGAAAAUCUUCGGUGCUAGGGUUUUGCAUCUCAAUCAUGUCGGGAAGAUCAAAUUGCUGCACCGUUUACGUAGGUAAUUUGGAUGAUAGGGUAAGUGAUAGGGUUCUGUAUGACAUUCUAAUCCAAGCUGGGCGGUUAGUGGACUUGCACAUUCCUCGGGACAAGGAAUCUGGCAAACCCAAGGGUUAUGCUUUUGCAGAAUAUGAAAGCGAGGAGAUUGCCAACUAUGCUGUUAAGCUUUUCUCCGGUCUCGUGAUUCUUCAUAACCGGAUCCUGAAGUUUGCAGUAUCUGGGCAAGACAAGCCUUCACCUAGUAGUAUCGCAAUCAAUUCAUCAUCAAAUAUAUCUCAUAAAUUGAGAUCGCAGUUUGUUCCGGGUUACUCUAGUGAAAUAUCUCAGUAUUCCAAUCGCUUGUCAACAUCAUGCAGGUUUUCAGCGUACCCCGAGAACCAUCUAGAAGCGCCUCUUUACCCUGGUUUAGUUAACCAAUCUAAUGGGUAUGGAUCACAUAUGGGUAACUACAAUAACGAAUACAGUCAGCGAUAUUGUGGGACAACUUUGGAUAGCUUUAACCAUUCUAGACCACGCCGCUAUGAAACGAGUAAUCCAGUAUACUAUCCUCCUUACGAAUUUUUGAACUAAGGCAGCUAGCACUUUGCAUUUUGGUUAAUCAUCUUAGGUAAUUUAAGCUUUAGGAUUAGUUUGAUCUCUUUGUUGAUGCAGAAGGUUUAGUGGAAAAUGAUAUGAUAUUUGCUAUGGAGCUUGCUGGUUUGUGAUAUCAAAUAUAUAGUGUCAUUCUGUAGGUGUGCAUGUUCAUAUGUUUUGGCUGUUUCAUUAUAGUUGAUACUCUAAUCCAAGUAUUGUAAUCUAUUUUUAAAAUUGUCAGAUUUACUUUACUUCGAGUUUGAUGUUAUGUAAUAUAAAUGACAUUUUUCGUGGUGACUGCAAGGGAUGGCUUUCUGUUUGUGUAUAUUUGACUGCCAGGCCAAGGUCCAAAAUGUGAACUGAUAUGGACUGACCUUGUUGCAUUUUGUAGACCUACUUGAUAACGUUUUUAUUUUUAUAUAUCUUUUCAAAUUUACAUUUGUUUA